Messenger RNA from Limulus polyphemus (Atlantic horseshoe crab), 1242 nucleotides. Its product is annotated as DNA repair protein RAD51 homolog 4-like. Lineage: Eukaryota; Metazoa; Arthropoda; Merostomata; Xiphosura; Limulidae. Bases 102 to 1079 code for a protein of 325 amino acids. Gene Ontology annotation, biological process: telomere maintenance; double-strand break repair via homologous recombination; reciprocal meiotic recombination. The transcript is spliced from 8 exons. The record is from RefSeq and is a predicted model, not a curated record. Gene Ontology annotation, molecular function: four-way junction DNA binding; single-stranded DNA binding; ATP binding. Gene Ontology annotation, cellular component: replication fork; centrosome; Rad51B-Rad51C-Rad51D-XRCC2 complex.
UUGAUUUUAGACGAUAAAAGCAUGGACUUAUUUUUUACGGUUCGAGUAUCGUAAUUAACUUUUAAGUUACACAUACUGAAUUUAUCACCACAUUUAACUUAAUGCCUCCCUUGUACAAAGCUUUGUCCUCGUUCUUAGAAGCAGAUAAGAUCAACAAUUUGAAAAAAAUUGGUAUAAACAAUAUUAUAGAAUUUGUAGAAAAGGAUCCAGAAGUUUUGUGUUGCCAAAGCAAAAUAAGCUACAAGGAUAUUGUCAAGAUCAGGAAUGUUCUGCUUGCUCAGUAUUCAGCUCUUCCACAGAAUGGGUCUGAUUUAUAUGAGACUUGCAUCUCAUCUUUGGCAAUCUUCAGUACAGGAUGUGAAAGGUUAGAUUCCUUGCUAGAUGGGGGCAUUUUUAAUGGAGAAGUGACAGAGUUUGUUGGUCCACCCGCAUCAGGUAAAAGUCAGCUGUGUUUUAGUCUUGCUGCUACAGUAGCCAAUGAAUCACAACGAAACGUGCUUUACCUCGACACCAAUGGUACGUUUUCGGCUGAACGUCUACAGGAAAUUGUCUCCAGCCAUAUUAGUAACCAAGAGCAUAUCGAAUUGGCUUUACAGAAGAUUUAUUGCUGUCCAGUGCAGGACAUUUUCCAGUUACUACAGCUUUUGGAAAAUAUUUCUUUUAACAUUUCUCAACAGACAAAUAAUUUCCAUUCUGAGCUUCAACUGAUCAUCCUUGAUGCAGUCACUCCUGUUUUGGCUCCACAUAUCGGAGGAAAGCAGAUGGACGGACUGGGGCUGAUGGUACGACUGUCUCAGCAGCUCAUGUUCUUGGCCUCUGAACAUCUUCUUACUGUUGUGGUAUGUAAUAACACCGUACAAGGAGAGAAGGGAAUCAUCAAACCAGCACUAGGUCGUUACUGGCAGCACGUGGCUUCAGUUACUCUGAAACUAGGUCUUCCUGAGGAAAGAAGUGGGCUUACAAAAAUGGAAGGUUACAGAGAAGCAUCAAUCUUAAAAAGUUGCAGACGGGCAACAGGACAAAGCACUCUGAUACGACUCUCAUCCAUGGGUGUGGAGGGUGUUCACCAUAAACCAUGAAUAAAUACUUAUUUACUAAGAGAAAUAUUAAUAUUUAUUUUUAUAAUUACAUUUCAGAAAAUGAAAAGUAAUAGACUAUUGUAAGUGAAAUUUCAUAUUAAAUUCUUAAAUGCCAGUGUUGGUUGAACACGUUCUCAUGAAAAUAGAGUUAUAAAGAAUGCCA